UGCGACGGGAUCCCACCACCUUUCUCGAUGCAUUCAAUGCGCCUCGCUAGCAGGCUCCCCUCCGUCUUUACAGCGGCACCACGAGCCACUACCACCGCGCCAUGGAAAACUCUCUCCGCCGGACAUGUCCCAUCGCAGAUUCAUAGCCAGCUCCCCUCGUCAAUCUCGCCGCGCCGUCAAUUCUCCCAGACCAUCCCCAGCUUCUCAUCGCCCUUCCGCCUAUCUUCCAACAAUGGCCCCGCCGAGCACAGCCAAACCUCCGCGCCAUCGCAGCCGGAGUUCGAAAUAAACGACCCCAACGACCCGCUCUCUCACUACGCCCAAUACAAACCGAAGCGCCAAUGGCCACCAGACAUGUCCAAGCUGUCGCCGAAGCACCAGUUCCGGCUCGAGCGCAAGUACCGGCGACGCGCGGCGCUCAAAUUCGCCCGACCGAAGUGGAUGAAGGCGACGAAGUUGGUGCAGUGGGGCGUGAUAGGAUUUGUUUUGAUAUAUGCGAUGCUCUUUAUGGAGUGGGAUGAUAGGGGAAGUCCGUUUGAGGAGUUCCGAAAGACCUUCUUUGCUGGCGUCAAGGGCGCCUUUUCGUCGCCUCCACCUCCAGGACCAGUCCGGAAGUCCGACGACACAACCACCAAGGAGCAGUAGAAUACUAUACUCGCCUACCCAUCCUACCAAAGCAUCCAGAGUCUCUCAGUUUCAUUGCAACCAACGCAUGCUGUACAUUAUACUCAUAUACUAUCUAGACAAAAUGAAACGAAAGCAUGAUC
This is a messenger RNA of Aspergillus steynii IBT 23096, 767 nucleotides long. RefSeq lists its product as uncharacterized. The coding region runs from base 28 to 645 and encodes 205 amino acids. Lineage: Eukaryota; Fungi; Ascomycota; Eurotiomycetes; Eurotiales; Aspergillaceae. The record is from RefSeq and is a predicted model, not a curated record. The transcript has 4 exons.